This is a messenger RNA of Cyphellophora attinorum, 2010 nucleotides long. RefSeq lists its product as uncharacterized. The record is from RefSeq and is a predicted model, not a curated record. Bases 1 to 2010 code for a protein of 669 amino acids. The transcript is spliced from 3 exons. Lineage: Eukaryota; Fungi; Ascomycota; Eurotiomycetes; Chaetothyriales; Cyphellophoraceae. Gene Ontology annotation, cellular component: membrane; endomembrane system.
AUGCCAGAAGCGAGAACCAGCGGCGCCGCUGGAGGGACGCAACCGGCACAGGAGAAGUCCAUAUGGCAGUCGUUAGCUCAGGGCGUGGGCAUUUUCCUCCUCACACAGUUUGCUAUCAAUCAGGUCGGACCCUAUUUCCUCGGCAACAAGACGUCAACAUCCUCGACGUCCUCAUCUAGAGGAGCGACCGCGCCGGGAAAGCCAAAUUUCAACUUCGCUGAACGACCUGCACCGCAAGCAAUAACGAAUUAUAGUGCAACUCCAUACAACGUUGGCCCAAUAUGGCCCGACGACAGUGUCCUGGAUCUCAAGAUCUAUGUCUCUGCAAGUCCAGUCUUGGGGGCUUUCAGCACGCUGCCUCAGAGCGAUUUGGUGCUGGAUGAGAAGAAUAUUAAGAUGGGUGACUACAACGAUGUGAGGGAUAUCUCGACCGAGAUCACCAUCCCCACCCAGGUUCAGAAUAAUGGCACCCUUUGGGCUCACUUCUUCCUCGGCCUUUCCGGCAGCCAACUCGAUCCCAGCGAACCUGAUUUCAGUCCCGCCACUGCAAUUCAUUUUCCCCGGGCCUUGAACCACUACAUCCCAAAGAAGCGUGCGAAAAAGUUGAAGAACUUGCUCGAGAAAUCCGAAGAGAAGGAAGCAGAGCCAGAACCACCACAAAAGCUACAGAUCUCGUCCUUCUACCAUCCCAACUUCACGGUCGCCAUCAUCCCUGGGACGGGAGUCCAAAAUUGGCGCUCAAUGCAUCCUGGUAUACGGCGCAAUAUCGUCCUUGAGAGCACCGGAGCCCGCGAUCAAACUGGUCAAAAUGGAUGGUACUACCCAGUCGUCUUCCUCAACACCUUUUGGCAACUCAAACCCCACAUGACGGAGCUCAAUUCCACAGUCAAGACCGUGCCACUGAACCUUCAGCUCAAGAACUUUGCGAACUGGAAAUAUAGCAUCAUGACUUCGAUGGACGAAGGUAUGCGGCAGUCCCAGAUGCAAGCUGCCCAGGGCCAGGCUCUUCCGGGAGGUGGUGAUGGCAGCGAGCUGGAGAUGUUCAAGGAAGUCCUCCUCGAUACCAACAUCUACCUGCUGUCUACCACAGCCAUCGUGUCUGUCCUACACAUGAUCUUCGAAAUGCUCGCCUUCAAGAACGACAUCCAGCACUGGCGCAAGAAGAAAGACAACGUCGGGACUUCCGUGCGCACAAUUCUCGCAAAUGUCUUUAUGCAGACCGUCAUUUUCUUGUAUCUCAUGGACAACAACGAAAACACCUCCUGGAUGAUUCUGGCCGGGCAAGGCUUCGGAAUCCUGUUGGAGGCCUGGAAAAUCACCAAGACCGUCAAUGUCGUCGUUCGACCUCCCCCGCCAAACUCUUCCUUCUCGUUCCUUCCAUACAUCAUCAUAUUCGAAGACAAACAUCAACUCUCCGAUACCGAGAAGAAGACUCAAGAGUACGACGAGAUCGCUUUCCGCUACCUGUAUAUUGUUGCUGUUCCACUCUUGGGCGCGUACGCAAUCUACUCUCUGAUCUACGACUCCCACAAGUCAUGGUACUCCUUCAUCAUCACAACCCUUGUUGGCAGCGUCUAUGCGUACGGUUUCCUCAUGAUGGUGCCCAGUCUAUACAUUAACUACAGGCUAAAAUCGGUGGCACAUAUGCCGAGCAAGGCCAUGACGUACAAGUUCCUGAAUACUUUCAUCGACGACCUGUUUGCGUUCACAAUCAGGAUGCCCACGCUGCAUCGUCUAGCUACGUUGCGUGAUGACGUUAUCUUCUUCGUAUGGCUGUACCAGAAGUGGAAGUAUAGAGUAGAUUACUCUAGGAUCAACGAGUUUGGGCAAGGUGGGGAUAGUGACGAUGAGGGUGAGGGUGAAGGCAAGGGCGAGAAGUUACUGGAUGGACAGGACGUCAAGGAGUUGAAGCCAAGUGCAGCAAGUGAGAGUGCGACUAUUGACGAGGCGAAGGCGCAAGCAGUGAGUGCGAGUGGGGUCGAGAAGAAGGGUGGAAAGAAGAGAAAGUGA